Thrips palmi is the source of this 3630-nucleotide messenger RNA. RefSeq names its product probable metabolite transport protein CsbC. Lineage: Eukaryota; Metazoa; Arthropoda; Insecta; Thysanoptera; Thripidae. Gene Ontology annotation, cellular component: membrane. Gene Ontology annotation, biological process: transmembrane transport. The record is from RefSeq and is a predicted model, not a curated record. Gene Ontology annotation, molecular function: transmembrane transporter activity.
GCGGAACGCCCCGUGGAACGCCCCGUGGAACGCCCCGUGGAACGCCCCGUGGAACGCCCCGCGUGGAACGCCCCGUGGAACGCCCCGUGGAACGCCUCUUGGAACGCCUCUUGGAACGUACUUCGGCACGUGGAACACCAGGCGAAACGCAGGCGGGACGCCGCCAGGACGCACCAGGACGCCGUCGACACUCGGUCAGCGCGGCCCCGCCGAUGCCCCGCCGAUGCUUCGCCGGCCGUGCGCCCCGUCUCGGGCGUCUCGGCCUUAUCAGGUGCUGACUGAUUCCGAGUGGCAGCUCUCUCUCGCACUCAUGGGGCGCUCCGUGCCGAUGCGAGAGAGAUAGACCGACGGCCGCUCUGUGCGGAAUCAGUCUACAGUGUAUCGACAACACUGUCGCCGGCCCGCCUCUGGGACCUCUCGGACCUCUCGGACCUCUCGGAGCAGCCCCAGUGCACGACAUGCAGGCCAUGCAGGAAUACGAGAGCGGCGCCGCUCUAGCGCCGUGAGCGGGGAGGGGGAGGGGAAGGACAGUGAGGCGUGCUAGAGGACGAAGCGCUGCGACUAGAGGGACAGAGGACAGCGUGCCGCGUCAAGACGAGUGCUUGAGGACAGUGUGCCGCGACAAAAAGAGUGCUAGAGGACAGCGCGCAGCGAAAAGAAGAGUGCUAGAGGACAGCGCGCAGUGAAAAGAAGAGUGCUAGAGGACAGCGCGCAGUGAAAAGAAGAGUGCUGGAGGACAGCGCGCUGUGAAAAGAAGAGUGCUAGAGGACAGCGCGCAGUGAAAAGAAGAGUGCUGGAGGACAGCGCGACGCCACUAGAAGAGUGCACGAGAAACAACAUUGCUUGCUCGGCCGCGACAACAAGACCGGAGAGGCGUCGCGAGCCAACAGGGCACGACGAGCCUGGGAACUGGGACUCCCUGACUCGUUGACUCUCUGACGCCAGGAGCCUGUUUAUGUGUGGGCCCUAUCCGGCCCCGGAACACGGCGGCGUAUUUUGGUGCGCUCUUGCGAGGACGUUUGGGGACCACGUGUGGCGAGCGGUGUCAGCGUGAGUGUGUGUGUGUGUGUGUGUGUGUGUGUGUGGUGUGUGUGUGUGUGUGUGUCCCCGCAAUCAGCUGGCGGCCGCGGCGCCCAGGCAGACUCGCAGACUGACCGUCACGGCUCAACGGAGUGCACAGAGUGGUGGCCGUUUCGGCGCAGAGUGGCCGUGGGGCCGUUGGGGCCGUGACAGAGCAGUGUGUCAGUGUGUGGCAGUGUAGGGCCGGAACACGGCCAUUGAGCAGGGCCUGGCCGGCCUGGGCCCCAGUGGGCCUGGCUGGAGUGGCUGGCCCUGGGCAGGCCCCGCCUCGAGCCCCGCGCAAGGGAAGACUGGAGGAUCAGCCAAGGGUUGCUGCAGCCUGGAGGCUGGAGGCCUGGAGCCUGGAGGCCUGAAGCCUUGAGGCCUGAAGCCUGGAGGCCUGGAGCCUGGAGGCCUGGAGCCUGGAGGCCUGAAGCCUGGAGGCCUGGAGCCUGGAGGCCUGAAGCCUGGAGGCCUGGAGGCCUGGAGCCACCCCGACCGGAGGGCCCCGUGGAGCAGAGCCCUCCUGAAGCAAGGCCUACCUGGAGACCCGACGCGACGGCCUCGUAGCUGGACUUCCAUGGGAUAAACAGAGAGGACAAGAUGGCGUCCCUCUGCGCGCCGCCCUACCCUCUGCUGCCGCAGGUCUUCUACUCCCUUUUCGCGUCGCUGAGCUUCUACUCGUCGGGGCUGUGCGCGGGCUGGGCCUCGCAGACGCUGGUCAACACGAGGACGCGGCUGUGGGCGUGGAGCGUGUGGCCGCAGGAGGUGCCAUGGAUCCCGGGCACGCUGUGGCUGGGCGCGCUCAUGGCGUGCGUGCCGGUGGGCUACGCCAUGGACAAGUACGGGCGCAAGUACGUGAACCUGACGGUGGGCUUCCUGUUCCUGCUGUCGUGGCUCAUCGUGCUGGCCGCCGACAUGCGGCCCGAGAACCUGUACAGCGCGCGCGUGGUGGCGGGGCUGGCGAUGGGGGCCACGGCCAUCGUGGUGCCCGUGUACGUGGCCGAGAUCGCGGGCCACGUCCGCGGCACACUGCUCACCGUGUCCAGCGCGUGCGGCGUGGCGGGGCUGCUCAGUAUGCACGCCCUGGGCCCCAGUGUAGGCUACCGCAGCCUCGUGGCGCUCAGCGUGCUGCCCGCCGUGCUCUUCCUGGGCACCUUCUCCUGGAGCCCCGAGUCGCCGCUCUUCCUGGCCGUGCAGGAGCGCUGGAACAAGGCCACCGAGAGCCUGACCAGCCUGCGCGCCAGCGCGCGCGCCGUCAAGGCCGAGCUGGCCCAGCUGAUGCGCAAGGACGAGGAGCUGGUCAAGAUCGUCUGGAGGCAGCUGCCCAGCAAGCCGGUGGCGCGCAACGUCCUGCUGCUGGCCAUGGGGCUGUCGCUGCUGGCGGCGCUGAGCGGCUACAACGCCGUCAUGUUCUACACGGCGCUGCGGCUGCCGGACUCGGCCGACCCGGCCUUCAUCGGCGCGUCCACCUUCUCCAUGUGCGUGUCCGCGGCCAGCCUGGCGGGCUGCAUGGCGUGCGUGGCGCUGGUGGACCUGGUGGGCCGGCGGCCUCUGCUGGCGGCCUCGGCGGCGGCCUGCACCGUGUCCAUGGCCGGCGUCGGCUACGUGUUCCUGGCCGCGGCCCGCUGCGAGGACCGCGUCGACACGUGCGGCCUGGGCUGGUGGCUCGUCGUGGGCCAGCUGUCGUGGGCCUUCGCGCACGGCCUCGGCCUGCUGUCCCUGCCCGCCACCCUGGCCGUGGAGAUGGCGCCCACCAACAUGCGCGGCGUGGUGGCCUCGUCUGGCACGGCCUGCGCCAUCCUGGGCUCCAUCCUGGCCACCGUGGCGCUCGAGAUGACCUCGGCGCACGAGGCCUGCUGGCUGUACGCGUCCAGCAGCGCGCUGUGCUUGCUGCUGGCCUUCGUGGCCGUGCCCGAGACCAAGGGCACGCCGCUGGCCGCCGUGCAGCGCCUGCUGGCCGAGCGCUACGGACCCAGCCCCGCCGUCGCCGCGCCCCCCAGCGCCAACCACGGCCUCGGCGACGUGCCCCUCGUCAGGCACAACGGGCGACCCCUGCCGAAGCAGCAGUCCAAGGCCGAGGCCUCCGCCAGCGAGGCGGAGCCCUGAGGACCGCCCGCCGGCCUCCAGGCCAGCAAGUGCGAGGACCUGAAGUGAUUUGUGGACUCGUGGUACGGACACGCUGCCUGGGCGGUGACCGCAGUGACCGCGCUGCCCCUGGCCAGACCGGCGCUCGGCAACAAACGCCUUGCGAUCGAGUCCCGAGUGGUCUCAAGAGCCUCCCACAUGGCGCCGUGCGGGUCCGGCCGUCGACCCGCCGCUGCUGCCCUGCCGGUUCGGGUUCUGGUUGCUAGCCGCGCCGCGCCGCGCCGCCGUCCCGCGGGACCAGGUAUCCCGGACGCGCCUUUCGCUGCGUCGAUCCGAUAACAGUAUUCCAAGGCACGCUGUUCAGUGUGCACUGCAGCCACUAGCCACGCCCACCUGCGCUAUCGCAGUGUCGCGGCAGAAACGAGCAGCCGAUUGAUUCGACUGCAACGCACAGUGGGCCAGAAAACCGGUGGAGCCAGCCGA